Metarhizium robertsii ARSEF 23 is the source of this 1947-nucleotide messenger RNA. RefSeq names its product Ankyrin and HET domain protein. Lineage: Eukaryota; Fungi; Ascomycota; Sordariomycetes; Hypocreales; Clavicipitaceae. The record is from RefSeq and is a predicted model, not a curated record. The transcript has a single exon. Bases 1 to 1947 code for a protein of 648 amino acids.
AUGGGGAAUCGACCCUCCGCUGGAAUUGAGUACAAUUCAACCGCCGAGGACAUUUUGGCAGAAACCGCCAUGAAAGAGGCCGCAGAAAACAGGAACAGGUUUUACUGGGCCACACAGCUUGGAAACCAUGAUUUUCGUAUGCUAAAGGUGCUUCCUUCCGGAGACUUUGACAGUUUGGUUGAGUGCAAUAUUGAAGUUUGGCAUCUUAAAACCAUUAUUGACACAUCACCCGCUUAUAAAGCCGUGUCCAGUCGUUGGAGCGAUCAUGAAAAAUCCAUUGGAGAGGUCAUCUUGCGUUCUGGAUCCCUGGUACGUCGGCAACCCGUCCUAGGCCGCGUGGAAGAUAUUCUUCGUCGAAUUAGGAACACGACCGAGCCCGUAUAUGUAUGGAUUGGCGUGUUAUGUAUCAUGAAUGGCACGGAAGAGCCCGCCAUGCAGAAUCUACUACCGUUAAUUUUCCGAAGAGCGAAUGAGACUGUAAUAUGGCUGGGGAAGAUGCGGCCGACGAGAAGCGGCGACGAGAGAAGCUUAGCUUUUGAUUUCGUACCCAAUCUAUGUCGACUGGAGAGUAUCACCGUUUUGCAGACCCCAAGCAAAAUAAAGCGACACUGGAACGGAUUCGUUGACCUAUUGCGUCUACCAUACUUUAGCCGCAGAUGGGUGUUCCUCGAAAUUAUCUUAUCCACGCACCCCGUUCUAUAUUAUGGAGAUAAACGUAUCAACUGGAUGGACUUUUGUGAUGCCGUCAUCUUGCUUGGCUCUCAAUUCGAAGAUGUUGAGUCAUUCCUUCUUCGGAAGACCCUCGGUUACGUUGGUUUUGAAUAUGACCUAUAUGUCGGCCUAUUUCUGAAGGACCUGCGUGCCCUGCCGGCUUAUUCCGUAGUGAAAACAUCCCGGGAGCUUUUCGAAAAGGAGGUCAAUGGGACCUUCUAUCCAAGGACUCAAUGUAGCCUGGAAUCUUUAGUAUCAAUGUUACCCGCUUUACAGUCUACUGAUGCUAGGGACGUCGUUAAUGCGCUCGCUCCAAUCGCGACCGAUAGAACCUAUUGGGAGCAAACUAUAGCGGGGCAUGAGAUAGACAGCUCUUUGGACGUCUACCAGUUGUUUGUUGAUUAUUGUGUCAACAAGUCCGGGUCUCUUGACAUUAUAUGCCGGCCAUGGGCGCCUCAAACUGAGACAUUACCAUCCUGGAUCUCCAGGACAGAUGCGCUCCCGUUUGUGUCUGACAAAAGUGGAAGGCAGAAUGGUGAAGUAUUUGUUGGCUAUCCGUUUCGUAAGCGAUAUGAUGCUUCUAGGGCUGCAAUCUUGAAAUCUAAGCAUGUGGCCAUCUUUGGGCAGCCGUCACCACAUGGCGUGUGGCAUCUCGAUGGUUCCAUUACUGUGUCUGGCUUUAUUAUCAACCAAAUCAACGAAAGGACCGAGCAUGCGAUACGGAUGGGCACACUUCCACCCGAUUGGAUCCGACUAAGCGGCGGGAAACGUCGGGAAGACGGCUCAUCGUGCGCAAAUGACAAUCUGUGGCGUACGCUUGUAGCAGACAGAGGACCGGAUGGGAUUCCUGCUCCGUUAUGGUACGGUCAGGCAUGCCAGUACUGGUUGGACAUUAGCAACGGAAAGAGCAUAGACAUGCGUAUCAUCAAAGGCAAGCAGCACCCAACCAUGGCAUUGGAGUACAUCAAGCGAGUCAGAUCAGUCAUUUGGAAUAGGGUCAUGUUCGUAACCAAAGGGUUCUCAGGCAGUCGACUCCUUGGACUUGGACCCGCGAAAGCCCAGAUAGGCGAUACAAUCUGUAUUCUACAUGGCUGCUCCGUCCCUGUUCUUUUGCGGCAGCUGGGGACCCAGGAUAUCUGGGAAAUUGUAGGAGAGUGCUUUGUGUACUCCCUCAUGGAUGGAGAAGCAAUGAGUGUCGACAAUAUCAAGGCCACCCGGGAAUUCGUGAUUAAAUGA